AUGAACAACUCGGGCACGUCCUUAUCCGGUUUUUUUUCUCCGACUUCAAUGCCGGAUUUCACGAGACAAGUCCAAAUGUACGACAUUGAGGCCACGAACGACGAGGUUCGGGCUAGGUCCGGCUUCUUGGCCCGAACCAAGUCCUUGAGCAUCUCUAUAUGGGUUCGGGUCAGGGUGUAUGUGGCCCGGACCCGGUUUGUUGGCAAGGGGAAAGGUGACGGGUUGACCGGGAACUUACGCAGAACCUCCCAGAAAAUCGAGUCGAUUCCGAUCGUGUCUUUGAUAAAAGAUCGGUCGAAAACCGGCAAAUAUGAGCUGUAA
This is a messenger RNA of Striga asiatica, 321 nucleotides long. NCBI's taxonomy places the organism in Eukaryota, Viridiplantae, Streptophyta, Magnoliopsida, Lamiales, Orobanchaceae. The record is from the annotation of a GenBank genome assembly.